This is a messenger RNA of Gasterosteus aculeatus aculeatus (three-spined stickleback), 1569 nucleotides long. RefSeq names its product glycerophosphodiester phosphodiesterase domain containing 3a (gene gdpd3a). Gene Ontology annotation, cellular component: endoplasmic reticulum membrane. The record is from RefSeq and is a predicted model, not a curated record. Gene Ontology annotation, biological process: glycerophospholipid catabolic process. Gene Ontology annotation, molecular function: phosphoric diester hydrolase activity; phosphatidylcholine lysophospholipase A1 activity. NCBI's taxonomy places the organism in Eukaryota, Metazoa, Chordata, Actinopteri, Perciformes, Gasterosteidae.
ACCAUCUUGCCCUUUUUGUCUUUCUUAAUUGUCAGCUGCGAGCUGUUAAUGCGCAAAUUGAAAUCACCACAUUCAAUCAGUAAAAGAUGGAAUCCAACCCACUUACUCAUCCUGUGGUGUUGCCGGUGUCAGUUACUGUUGGGAUUGCAACAUCCAAACAAUGUGGCGUGAAGCCAAUCCCAUGUGCCCAGGUGUGACACACGCAACGAAAGCAGCACAGCACAGAGCAAACCGCGUGGCUUCAGGAGGGGAGAGUGCAGAGAGAGAGGGAGGAAGCAGUCAGGUGAGCUCUGGUUUAAGAGCUGGUGUUUCAUUAACAUAUUUUUACAGCUCCGAGGGUUUGCAGGUUGUGCAGGACGGAGACGGUCUUCCAGUCGGUCCGGUUCUCUCUUAUCUGGCCAGAGAGCAGGUUGUCUUCAGUCGAGCUGUCGGAGAGAGCGGGAGAUUGAGCAGAGACUCGGCUGGGAGCGAAGGAUGAGCGUGUUCCUGUACUUCAUCCUCCCGGUUGUGGGUGGAUACGCUCUCAGCUCCGUGUACCUGCUGAGGAACCCACACGUUCUCCACAGGAAGAAACGCACCGCUUUUUACUGCACACACAUCUCACACAGAGGAGGAGGUGGAGAGAAGAUAGAAAGCACGAUGGAGGCGUUCACACAUGCGGUGGAGCAGGGAACGCAGAUGCUGGAGAUGGACUGCCACUUGACCCGCGAUGGACAUGUGGUGGUGUCACAUGACGAGAAUCUGCUGAGGCAGACCGGCCACGACGCCGACAUCUCCUCACUCAACCUCCAGGAUUUGCCUCUGUACAAAGAGAGCCUGGAGGUGACUUUCUAUGAAGGUCGCUACAGCAGCGGUGCAGACAGGAAGUUUGCCUUGCUGGAGGACGUGUUCAGGAAGUUCCCUGAGAUGCCCGUCAGCGUUGAGAUCAAAGAGAACAACCACCAGCUGAUUGAAAAGGUUUCUGACUUGGUCCGACGCUACAACAGGGAAGAGAUCACCGUGUGGGCCUCAGUGAAAUCCGGGAUUUUGGAAGAAUGCCGCAGAACGAACGGCUCCAUGCCGUACAGCUUCUCAGGGAGCCGAGGUGUGCUGGUGCUGCUUCUCUUCUACAGCGGCCUGCUUCCCUUUGUGCCGCUGGGAGAGAGUUUGCUGCAGUUCUACCUGCCGCGCAUCAUCAACAGGACGUACAUUCCUGAGGAGGGCAUCCUGAGGAACAAGCUGGUCAUCUCUUUGUUGGAGAAAGUCACAAUGAGGAAGAGUCUGUUCAAACACCUCUCCGCUCGGGGGAUCCAGGUGCAUUUGUUCGUGUGCAAUAAAGACGACGACAUUAAGGCUGCAUUCGAAGUCGGGGCCACAGGCGUGAUGAGUGACUACCCGACUCUUCUGUCCAGCUACCUCUGCAGAAACCCGAGGCCUCGCGCCGCAACGACAGAGGAGAACCCCGGCGCUCUGUGACGAUUGAGUGAAGAAAAGACUUUAAAAAUACAAGAAGUGUGAGACACUUUCCCUCCAUGUGACAAUUGGUCAAGUUGCUUGUCUAUUAAACACCAUGCGCUUGGAACAAAACUA